Molecule: messenger RNA, 766 nt
Organism: Symbiodinium sp. CCMP2456
Lineage: Eukaryota; Dinophyceae; Suessiales; Symbiodiniaceae
Source: the annotation of a GenBank genome assembly
AUGGUCCUGCUAGAGAUGAGCCUCGUGCCGAUGGAUGCUGGCGAAAGCGUCAGCGCCGCGGUGGCUGAGUGCGUCGAACUAAUCGAUGCUAGCGGCCUGCCCUAUGAGCUGCACUCGAUGGGCACCAUCGUCGAAGGCGAGUUGCCCGAAGUCCUCGAGCUCAUGCAGCGUUGCAUCGAGCACCUGGCGGUCAAGAGCCGUCGGGUUACCUGCUCGGCAAAGCUCGACUACCGCCCCGGCCAUAGCGGCCGCCUCCGCAGCAAGUAUCCACCUCCAUCACCCUCGCCCCGCCACCGCUUCGUGAGCGAACCCGCCCAUUCACUGCCCCACCUCGCCCUCGGCCGCUUGCCGAGUGGCAUCUACAUCCUCACCGUCGGUGUGGACGCCACUGCCACGGGCAUGCUGGCUAGCUGGGUGCAGCAAGCCGCGUUCGAGCCGCCCAUGCUGAGCGUCGCCCUCAAGCGCGGCCGCCCCGUCAGCGAGCGGAUCGAGGCCGGCGAGCCGUUCGUCCUCAACGUCGUUGGCGAGGGUCAGAAGUCCCUGCUCAAGCACUUCGCAAAAGGCUUCGAGCCCGACGAGCCGGCGUUCGAGGGCGUCGCAAUCGCGCGAACCGCCUGCGGAGCCCCCGCUCUUGCCGACGCGAUCGCCGUGCUCGAAUGUCGGAUGGCGACGGUUGCCGACGCCGGCGACCACCGCGUCGUCAUCGCCGAGGUCACCGCCAGCGAAGUUCGCAACGACACCCCGCCGAUGGUCCACCUCCGCAAAC